Molecule: messenger RNA, 411 nt
Organism: Spizellomyces punctatus DAOM BR117
Lineage: Eukaryota; Fungi; Chytridiomycota; Chytridiomycetes; Spizellomycetales; Spizellomycetaceae
Exons: 2
Coding region: 1-411 (136 amino acids)
Source: RefSeq, a predicted model, not a curated record
AUGAAUUCCUUAGAGAGUCCCUUGAAGCCGGACAAAGAGCAAGUGGCGACGAGGCAUGAUGUUGAGGAACGCACCGGAAAUUUCCAAGACGAGCCCAUCUCAAGCGGAACGGAAUAUCCCCCGACCUUAUUCGCAGGAACCACGCAGGAACCACCUCCAUCUCGUCUAGCCAAUUGUCUACUCACUCCUGCGGCAACAGCCAUAGUCGCGGCGAACACGCAAGCACGAGAAAUAGCCCACCCCCAGGACGUACUACAACAUCUCCAGACUCUGUGGUGGCUUCCUCGUGGGGUACCCCACUUGCUUGGGAUACUCCACUCCCUUCGCCUGCCAUGCUAUUGGGGCACCCUAUUCGUUCACCUCGUCGCAAGUACAUUUGUUGAUCCUGAUGAAAUUGAGGUCGGGACGUAG